CUCCUUUGUUAAUUGACCCUUCUUACCUUUUCAGCUCCUAACCCAAAAAAUGCCAGGGCUUUUCACCUACGCAUCAGUGGUUGCUUUGGCAGCCCUGUCCGCGUACGUCUACCCACCAGUUCGCCAUGAACUCACUGUUGUCGGCAUCGGUCGAGCUGUCCCUCAAUCCACCAUCCCUUCUUCUUCCUCUUCUGCAGAUUAUGUUAGGAUAGAGGAUACAUAUCAUUGCGAAGAUUUGCAUCAUUACACUCCUGCGAACUUGUUGUUUGCGGCUUGUGAAGAUCGACCUACGAGGUUUGGCUGGUUUCCUCCGUUGCAUAAUAUCGAACCACCGGUGGAUGGGACGCAGGGGAGUUUCCAUGUUAUAGAUCCUGAGACCAAGAAAUCCAUCCGCCUCUCUUUUGAAAACUUCGACAAAACUUUCGUCACUCACGGUAUCGAUGUCAUCCCGGACCCGAAAGACAAAAAAGCCGUAUACGUAUUCGCCGUCAAUCAUCAACCCAACCCCGAAUUCACCGCUUCUCUCCGCGAACAUAUUCAAAAAUCCAAUUCUAGGAUCGAGAUAUUCAGAUACAAGAUUGGCUCGCCUACUAUCAAGCAUAUCAGAACUGUGGCAGAUGCAAGGAUUGAAACUCCUAAUGAUAUUUUUGCCGUCUCGCCGGAGGAGUUUUAUGUUACUAACGAUCAUGCUUAUAGAGAGGGGUUGAUGAGGGAACUUGAGACGGUGGCACCGGUGGGGUGGUCGACUACAUUGCACAUCACCAUCACCGAUCUCUCCGCUUCCUCGCCCUCCUCUGGCAUCAUCAUUAGUACUGCACUCACCGGUAUAAAGUCAAACAAUGGGUUAGGUCAUGUACACGGCAGCGAUGAAGUCACGGUCAUCAGCGCGGAAAGAGGAAUCCUAUAUCGCACUUUCCCCAACACCAACAAAACCCUCACCGUCGAGGAAACCAUACACAUGGACUCAACUCUAGACAACCCAUCCUACUACACCGACCCCUGGGCCACCCCCUCUUCAAACACCAGCGGCUACGUUCUCGCCGGUCUGGCCCGUGGAAUCGACCUCGCCGGCAACGCAAACAAACCCGAUGCAAAAGAUCCACCUUAUGUAUGGUUGGUCCGGAAAGGAAAAGAUGGAGGCGACUGGGAGAAAAAGAUCAUCUUUGCAGACGAUGGAAGUAAAGUGCGCACGGCGAGUGCUGCGGUGAUUGUGGGUAUUGACCCUAAGAAGGAAGGAGGAAGGAAAAGGGGUUGGUUGUUUGUCACUGGCUUCAUGUCUGAGAAUAUGGUUGCUGUGAAGAUCGAUCUUUGAAGAAGAGAAGAAUAAGAUUUCAGUACAAUUUCGAGGAAGCAAGGACAAUCGGUUUUUUUUUUGUCAAGGAUAGAUCG
This is a messenger RNA of Aureobasidium pullulans EXF-150, 1389 nucleotides long. Its product is annotated as serum paraoxonase/arylesterase family protein. Lineage: Eukaryota; Fungi; Ascomycota; Dothideomycetes; Dothideales; Saccotheciaceae. Bases 50 to 1312 code for a protein of 420 amino acids. The record is from RefSeq and is a predicted model, not a curated record. Gene Ontology annotation, molecular function: arylesterase activity. The transcript has 2 exons.